AUGCCAACAACCACAACUACAAUUAGUGAUCUCUGUAUAAAACAUCCUAAUAUACCACCUUGUCGCACUACAACUACUGCGACAACUCCAUCGUCAACCACACAGACAACUCCAACUCCAACCACAGUGACAACACCGACUACAACCACAUUGACAACUACAGAAACAAGUAACCUUUGUACAACGUUUCCUGAUUUACCAAUUUGUCGCACCACACCGGCUACAACUACAGUGACAACACCAACGCCAACAACAGUGACAACCCCAACCGCAGUGACAACACCAACGACAACCACCGUGACAACACCAACCCCUGUGACAACACCAACGCCAACCACAGUGACAACACCGACUACAACCACAUUGACAACUACAGAAACAAGUAACCUUUGUACAACGUUUCCUGAUUUACCAAUUUGUCGCACCACACCGGCUACAACCACAGUGACAACACCAACGACAACCACCGUGACAACACCAACCCCUGUGACAACACCAACGCCAACCACAGUGACAACCCCAACCCCAGUGACAACUCCAACUCCAACCACAGUGACAACACCGACUACAACCACAUUGACAACUACAGAAACAAGUAACCUUUGCACAACGUUUCCUGAUUUACCAAUUUGUCGCACCACACCGACUACAACCACAGUGACAACACCAACCCCUGCGACAACACCAACGCCAACAACAGUGACAACGCCAGCCCCUGUGACAACACCAACCCCAACAACAGUGACAACACCAACGACAACCACAGUGACAACACCAACGCCAACAACAGUGACAACGCCAGCCCCUGUGACAACACCAACUCCAACCACAGUGACAACCCCAACCCCAGUGACAACUCCAACUCCAACUACAGUGACAACACCGACUACAACCACAUUGACAACUACAGAAACAAGUAACCUUUGUACAACGUUUCCUGAUUUACCAAAUUGUCGCACCACACCGGCUACAACCACAGUGACAACACCAACGCCAACCCCUGUAACAACACCAACCCCUGUGACAACACCAACGCCAACCUCUGCGACAACACUAACGCCGACAACAGUAACAGCACCAACCCUUGUGACAACACCAACACCAACCACAGUGACAACACCAACCCCACUGACAACACCAACGCCGACAAGAGUAACAACGCCAACCCCUGAGACAACACAAACGCCAACCACAGUGACAACACCAACCCCAGUGACAACACCAACCCCAGUGACAACACCAACGCCAACCACAAUCCCAACAUGCACAGUAACCACUCCAGCGAGAACCACAACUUCUUUGAUUACAAAGACAGUGACAACCACAGCUUCCCCCACUAAUUCUGGAGGAGAGCACGAGCACCACAACCAUCACCACAUUCAUAAUCACCAUAUACCUUUAUUUCCUCUUCCGCUGCCUUUGCUUCCGCUCCCGGCUCCGGUUCUGGGCGAACCGCCCUUGCCGAAUCCGCCGCACCUACCGCCACCACACCUACCGUCUCCCCACCUACCGCCGCAACCAGCUCAUCCAUUAAAACCGUUGCCUGGACUUCCACCCCGACCACCACUACCUCCGCCUUUUGGCUUCCAUUGGAAAGCCCUCAGUCAAACAACAUCUAAAAUCGCAUAA
Molecule: messenger RNA, 1629 nt
Organism: Drosophila novamexicana
Lineage: Eukaryota; Metazoa; Arthropoda; Insecta; Diptera; Drosophilidae
Product: mucin-2-like
Exons: 1
Coding region: 1-1629 (542 amino acids)
Source: RefSeq, a predicted model, not a curated record